AUGGCGACUGCUGAAGAACGUAAGCUUGAACUAGAACGUAAGAAGCAAAAACUAGCUGAGAUUCGAGAAGAAAAGCGACGUCGGGAAGAAGAGCGACGACGGAAUUUGCUAAAAAAUACAAAUUUGGAAAAUGGAACAGGUGUUGAGUUACCAAAAAUAUUUUCGCAGAAAGAUUUGGAUGAAUUACUUCAACCUUUGGGAAUACCAGCUCAGCCUCAGAUUGAGCGUUCCACUUCUUCAAAUAAUGUAGACUUUCCUACUGUGGAAGGUGUUGGCAUUGGUGAACGAUAUUCAUCUCUUUCUACUUCGCAAAAACUUAGUGUUUGUGAAGCGCAAGUGAUUUCUGUUCCACCCAGAGAUGCGGCAAGCUACUGUAAAACGACACAGACAGAUGACGAUCGAGUAUCAGCUGGUGAAUUUAGCUUAGGUUCUCAAGAAUUCGACUAUGAUGAAGAAAUGACAAUGCUGGACAAACAUUUGGAAAUUAAUUUUGAUGAAUCACCGACACGGGAAAUAGCCAGCAUACUACCAAAUUUUAAUUUCGGAGUACGACAGCAGCAAGAGCCUGGAGAAGAAAAGAAGCAAGACGAACCAAAAAUUCCUGAUCUUAGUGAAGGGGAAAAGUUGCAAAUUCUCAGUAGUUAUAAAUUUCAACAAUUUUUUGAUUACAGUUCACGUGUGAUGGAACGCCAAUUAGCUGAAGAAGUUGACUUUUUCAUUGAUUAUUCUCGUGACGAAGCUACUGAUAAAAAAGCCGACAAUGGUGAAAAAUUAGUGUUUUCCAGAAAAUUUGUUGAUGAAAGAUGGAGUGCAGGAAGAGCUGUUACGGGUAUUGACCAUUGUGUGCAACAUCCGGAACUGUUCGCCGUAUCUUAUGAUCAGAACCAUGAUUCUCCUCUUGAUCCCGUCGGAGUCGUACAAGUGUGGAGCUGUCGUUUUAAGAAGCCGACAGCUGAAUAUACUUUCUAUUGUCAGUCACUAAUUACCAGUGUAGCAUUUGCGAAGUUUCAUCCAAAUUUGAUUAUGGGUGGUUGUUAUUCUGGUCAGAUUUGUAUGUGGGACAAUCGACUCAACAAGAAGACACCUGUGAAUAAGAGUCCCUUAUCAUCACAAGCACAUACUCAUCCUGUGUUAAGCAUGGCUGUAGUGGGUAGCCAGAACGCACACAACUUAAUCAGUAUAUCAACUGAUGGGCGACUUUGCUCAUGGAGUGUAGACAAUCUAAAUCAGCCAAUUGAUGUGAUUGAUUUAGCAUGGAAGCAGAAGCAAGUAACAUGCACAUGCAUGUCGUUUUGCUUAGAUGAUGCCAAUAAUUUUGUAGUAGGAAGUGAGGAAGGAAAUCUUUAUACGGCUGGAAGGCAUGGUAAUAAAGGUGGAAUUAAUGAGGGAUAUGAAAAUCAUAUUGGACCAAUAACAGGCGUUGAUACACAUAAAGCUUCUGGUGUUAUAGAUUUAUCACAUUUAUUUUUAUCAUGUUCAUUGGAUUGGACUGUAAAAUUGUGGAGCACCAAGGAAACUCGGCCUAUUUGUUCCUUCGAAAAGCAUGGAAAUUAUGUUACAGAUGUUGUUUGGUCUCCUGUUCAUCCCGCUGUUUUCACAUCUGCAGACGCAAGUGGAAAUGUAUUUUUAUGGAAUUUGAAUGAAGACACAGAAGCUCCUGUGUCACAUUUGCAAAUGGAAGGCAGUGUUGGAGUUCGAAAGAUGAAGUGGAUGCAAAAUGGUCAACAACUAAUUGUCGGUGAUGAAAAAGGUAAUUUAUAUGUCUAUGAUGUCCACGAAAGCCUGACAGAUUGCAGACCAGACGAGUGGUCAAAAUUAUCAAGGACACUUCGUGAUAUCAAGCAUGCUAGCGAUGAAGCAGAUGAAUUGUUGGAAGCAAUGAAUGGCUACAACACAACAUCAAUCGGAGUCAGUUCUAUGACUAAUACUGCAGUGAGUGUAUCUGGAUUAUCACCCAGACAACAGUGGUAG
This is a messenger RNA of Thelazia callipaeda (thelaziosis nematode), 1971 nucleotides long. The record is from the annotation of a GenBank genome assembly. Lineage: Eukaryota; Metazoa; Nematoda; Chromadorea; Rhabditida; Thelaziidae.